AUGACCCGUAGUCAAAACAUUCGUGUGUACCGUGCAUGCCAGCGGUGUCGCCAGCGGAAGCUCAAGUGUGAUCAAUUUCGACGGUCGCGACAGAAGCAGUACCAUACGCCAUCUGUUAGUGGAGCUGAAACGGAGCACGAACCGACCAAGCGACAAACCAGAGACCCAAUGGAAGGAGAUGAAGAUCCUAUCUAUGCAGAAUUGGAUAAUCCUGGCGAUGCACUUCAGAUUCUUGCCCGACUUGCUGCGAGUGACACCCGCUUUCCUAAUAACGGAAUCGAUUCCACGGCUCAGGAUUCCUUCACAGGUGUCUGCUCCUCGGAAGGAGCACGGAUAGUGACCUCAUACGCAGGGAGUAGUCCAGCGAAUCCCAUACAGCCUCCGAUGUUGCAGUCGAUACUCUCCGAAACGGAGACAUUGGUGAUCGGCGUUUUAGGUACAGAUACCGUCAAUGGUCUGGUCCAACAGUAUGAAACCUUUAUUCCGCGCGAGUAUAUUUCAUCUGACCUGAUUAGUUACGCGUUAAACUACCACACUUUCUGCCCCCUCGCACCCAAAAUGGUCCUAGCAACAACAGAUCCUCGCAAAACAGCAGUAGAAGAGCCUUUCCUCCUCACAGUCAUUCUGACCAUCGCGUCUAAAGACGAUAUCGCGUACAGAGAGGUCCACCAACAUUGCUGGAACUAUUUAAAGCGACAUUUACUAGAUGUACUCCUCGCUACACCAUCGACUCUAAGAGUCGGUACGGUUGAAGGCCUCCUGCUUCUUGCGGAAUGGGUUCCUUACAUGCAGCUGGAAACAUGUUCCUAUCCCAACAUGUUUCCCAUGAACUUGAGUGCCGUUGAGGAUAACAUGGCCUGGUCACUUAUCGGACAGGCAGUGAGACAUUCCUAUCUGCUCCGUCUGGACAAGGCGUCUUUCCGGGAGACGGCGAUUGGGGAUGCUGAGGAACUAGAGAAUCGAAAGCUCCUAGCAUGGAUAUUUGUUUAUAUAUCUGACCGACAGAUCUCCGUCCGAAUGGGACAGUCUUUCUGGUCGCGCGGGCCAUCGCUCUCCACAAACUUCACAGCGAACGACUUCCCAACUCUACGACUCAGAGCGGACGCAGAGCAUAAAUAUGCACACGUAUUACAAGCUACUAUCGAGCUCACUCAAAUCCUUCACAACGUGCACGACACAUUAUACGCAUCCAAAGAACGAAGAGCCCAGAUGGUCCGACGAGGAGACUAUAAUCGCUACCUAGACGAUUUCCGACAUUCCAUCUCUGCAUGGGAAGGAGCUUGGGGUAGUCUUGAGGCAUCUCCAAAGCUGAACUGCACAAUGCACAUCUUCAAGGAAUAUGUCCGUUUAUAUGCUAGUGCUUUCUCUUUCCAGGCGUUUCUUUCAAAGGCUGUGCAGGGAGAACAAGUUUCGACUGCACCUGGGAGGAAUGGUGUCAUCUCGCUAUUUCCACGGGGUAUCUUGUCGACUGCAGAGGGCUCAUAUAUUCUCGAGUCAAUAGAUGCCGCUCGGAAGAUUCUGAUAAUAGCUGUCCAGACGAGCUCUGAAGCACAGAUUCGCUAUAUGCCGUUCCGCUUUUACGUAUAUACCGUUUACUCCGCCGUAUUCCUGUACAAAGCAGACGUCUUUGGUGCCCUCGUGAGUACGGAGUAUGCCGAAAUCGCCUACUUAGUACAGCAAUUUAUCCGGACACUCGAGGAAGCUGCUAUCAGUGAUUGCCAUAUUGCCAGUCGUUUUGCCAGUCUGCUAAAGCGUAUGUGGAUCUCCGGCAGGCAGCGCUCUUCUUUGGGGGGAACUAUACCUUCUGAUGCUCUAAACAACAUCAAUCGGAUCCGGCAGCCAGCAUCGGAGCCUCACCAGAAUAUCGACGCGGUCGAUGAACAAAGCUGUCGUUAUACUGCUUUUGACACCCAGCUUCCUGAGCCCUUUUUCAUUCCCACGCCAGACUUUAAUUUGUUCUGUCCGGAAUUGUCGACUUUGGAAUCCGAAUUGGUGGAACUGGGUGUGGGCUCUCUGAGUUAG
Penicillium concentricum is the source of this 2022-nucleotide messenger RNA. Its product is annotated as Zn(II)2Cys6 transcription factor. The coding region runs from base 1 to 2022 and encodes 673 amino acids. The transcript is spliced from 4 exons. Gene Ontology annotation, molecular function: DNA-binding transcription factor activity, RNA polymerase II-specific; zinc ion binding; DNA binding. Gene Ontology annotation, biological process: DNA-templated transcription; regulation of DNA-templated transcription. Gene Ontology annotation, cellular component: nucleus. The record is from RefSeq and is a predicted model, not a curated record. Lineage: Eukaryota; Fungi; Ascomycota; Eurotiomycetes; Eurotiales; Aspergillaceae.